UUGCAAAGUUUAAGGAAGUUUACGUGUUCAGCAUUAAGUACAGUUGCACACAAACACAGUCCGAAGCCUUAAGGUGCUUUGCUUGCUCGUCGUAUAAGGAGGAUCACAGUCUGGGUGGGGCAGCCAAGGUGUGUCUUGACUACUGACUCACAACCAGCAACUGACAGACAGACGACUCGCCCAGAGCGAAGUCUGUCUUGUGUGAAUGAGAGGACAAGUGUAGGAGAGAGACGACUUUCUCCUUUUGAGUUUAUAGCUCACCGAUACGAAUUAUCUGCCACUCUCCGGACAACUGGCAGCGGAGUGCUACGGCCACUGGACAAAGUUAAAAAAAUGGCGAAUGUUUUAAUUUUCGACAUCUGCCUGCUGAUGGUCCUGUCCUGCGUUGAGUCCUGUAUUAUCCCGAGCUCUCACUACGUACUUGUGCCACAAAUGAUUCCGGCCGGAUACGAGAUCACAAAAGUUGAGGUGUCCGACUGUAACACCAAAUCAUUGCACUUUACUGUAAGAGACCCAAGUUUUACCAUCAGGAGUAAUGGAGCAGUAGUAGCUGUUAGUCCUGUAUUAGUGUCAACCAGAGGGCGGACAUUUUCUGUGUGGGCUCAGGACAAUAGUGGACCGGAAAGUGAGAUGGAAGUUCACCUUGUUCACAGUACAAUGCAAGAGAGCGAAAGAGAGCAAAAAGGCUUCCUGAAGAGAUCCAAAAGGCGGUGGAGUCCUCCUCCCUUCAACAUAUUAGAGAAUGAUAAGGGGCCUUUUCCAAAAGACAUUGACAUGAUUGUAUCCGAUUCGGCAGCCAAGUUCAAUGUGUACUACGAGCUCAGUGGCCCUGGUUACAAUAAGGCCCCUAUUGGAGUGUUCGGUUUUAACAAGACAAGCGGAAUGUUGUCUCUGCUCCAGUCAGUUGACCGUGAGAUGUAUGACUCUUUUACAUUAGUUACCACAGUUUACAACAUCAAAACACAUGCUCAGACAGACUUACCUUUGGACAUCCGAGUGGAUGUAGAUGACGUGAAUGACAAUGCGCCGCAGUUCCAAAUGCCACUGCAGUUGACUGUUCCUGAGCAAAGCAAAGCAGGGACAGUGGUGGGGAAGGUGAACGCUACAGACAGAGACAAAAGCGGAACUCUCCAUGUCAAGAUCAGGUAUAGUCUCUUGACUGGAUUAGACCUGUUUUUCAUCGACCCAGCGACAGGUGUCAUCAGCACAGUAACUAACACCCUGGACAGAGAGGUGCAAGACAAGCAUAUGGUGACAGUACAAAUCAAAGACAUGGAUGGUGCAGUAAAUGGUUUGUCCAAUACAGGCACAGCAACCAUUAAUCUGGCUGAUAUCAACGACAACCCACCGACCUUCACAAAAACAUCUUAUGAAGUCACUGUCAGGGAAAACGAAAGUGGAAAACUUGUCCUCCGAAUUCCCGUUGAAGAUAAGGAUUUAAUAAACACACCAAACUGGGUUUCUAAAUUUGUCAUCACCAAAGGAAAUGAAAAUGGAAAUUUCAGAAUCGAUAGAGACCCCAAAACAAAUGAGGGACUUCUGUACAUCUCUAAGCCCUUAGAUUAUGAAAAGACCAAAAAUAUAAAGCUUGAGGUUAUGGCACGUAAUGAAGCUGAGCUGAGUGGCACCACUGCCCAGUGGCUGUCCAUUCCUGUGGAUUUGACUGUCAGCAAUGUUGACGAAGGUCCAGAAUUCACAGCACCUACUGUCCGCUUCAUCGUCAAAGAGAACACACCGAACGGCACGCUGAUAGGAGCUUACACAGCUGUAGAUCCUGAGACCAAGAGCAGCAAGGGCAUCACUUAUUACAAGACCAUGGACCCAGGCUCCUGGAUCAAUGUUGACAAAAAUACCGGCGAGCUGAGGGUUGCAAACACAAUUGACAGAGAGUCAGAGUUUGUUCAAGAUGGAAUUUACAACAUCACCAUGAAGGCUGUGGAUGCAAGCGCCAAGACAGGCACAGGAACAGUCAUCAUUCAGGUGGAGGAUGACAACGACAACAUGCCAGUGGUCCCCACCAGCGAUUUGGUGUUGUGUGAGAAGGAAGGAGAACUUGGCUCUGUGCUGGUUGUGGCUGAAGACUUAGACCAAUCUCCCUAUUCUAGCCCCUUCACCUUUAGUUUGCCAGGCGGCCACGAUGACAAAUGGUCUGUGACAAAAUUUAAUGAUACGGCAGCUACGUUGCAGCAGAUCAAACCCCUUCCUACAGGAAUACACACAGUUCCCAUGGACGUUAGAGAUCUGCAGGGCUUUGGUAAAACACAGACGGUGAAAGUGAGGAUCUGCCAGUGCAGGAAUGGAGCCUGCUUGGCCAAGCAAAGCUCUGUGUCAUUAGGGCCACUGGCUUUACUGGCUAUGCUGUUGCCUCUGGCCCUCCUCCUACUGCUCUGCAUGUUGAUUGCCUUUUUCUGUGUGACAAAGCACGAGAAGAUGGAACUUGAUGAUGCAGGAGACAGUGGUGGAAUCCUGCUUGCAUCAAACACUGAAGCCCCAGGGGAACAAGUGGAUUCAAGUCUCAUCACUGUCCCCACUACGGUUGUUGAACCAGCAGUGAAGGGCUCAGUUAAGGGUUCUCUGACGAAUGCAGGAUGGCCGGGGAACAAGAGUUCCAGCACGAUCGGAGCCCUAAGCACACACGGGGCUGGGCAGUAUAAGUCCGGUGUUGUUACGACUGAUAUGCAAGAGCACUAUUCUUCCGGCCAGUAUGAUAGCCAGUAUGGUGCUCAACAGUACAGUGGAGGUCAAUUCGUUAGCGGCAUGGGCUUUGACAACAGACACCUCAUGCAGGACUCAGCAUUUCUCCACACCUGGCAAACAAAUGGCCGCUACAUACAUGAGAAACUGGCCUAUCUGGGAACAGAGGAGGAUGGACGGUACGCGGACGACAUCAUCCACUCCUAUGGGUUUGAGGGAGUGGGCUCUGCAGCUGGCUCUGUGGGAUGCUGCAGUGACGUUGGCGACAACGAUAACCUUGACUUCCUAAACACACUCGGACCAAAGUUCAAAACUCUAGCAGGCGUCUGUACAAAGACAUGAGCAACGCAGCUGAAAAAUAAUGUUUACUUAUCAUCGUACAGGAUGUAGAGAGGCCUGGGAUCUGAAUGCUUGGUUUGCCCCUGAUCAUGAAUGAAAUGAGAAAAAGAACAAGCUGUCAGUGUGAGCUUGGUGUUGCUUCUGUUUCUUCUCUUUGCUGCUUUUGUGGUAAAAGUCUUUUGCACUGAAAACUAUGCAGAUGCAAUCAGUUGUACAUAUAUUACUUAGUGUAUUUGUGUCAUUCAAAGUGUUGCUGGUUAAUAUUAGCUGAUGUAUUGAUAUAUGCAGUGAUGUGCUGCAAGGUUUUUUUUUUUAUCAAUUAGUAACAACUUUGGGUAUUUUGGGUGUCACUAAAAAUCUGUGUUCACUGUAAAUGAUACAGUUUUGCAUUUAUGUGGUUGCUUUUAAAUUGUUCUAAAUUUGAAUAGUUUUGAUAUAUUUUUUAAAAGAAAUAAAUACCUAAAUGAAAUAAGACAAGAUUACAAUUGCCUUGGUAAUAUUUUACAUGAAAAUGCUCCUUUUCAAAUUACAUGCUUAAAACUAUUUAUCAUUUAAAAAACUAUAUAUGUUCUGACUUCCACUGGUUUCCCAAUUCAUACAGUAAUAAUCUGUGCUUACACAUUCCAGUGCGGCUCUUGACCGUCUUUGGGUGUCACUGAGGUUAUUGCAACAUUCUGACAGUAAUCCUGUGAAAGUCAGCACAAGGGCGUGAAUGCCAGGAUUGAGGUGUUAACCGGCACCGCCUGCAACCGUCUCAAUACAAGAGUGACCAGAUAUUAGACACACUAAAUGGUUCAGAAAAGGAAAAUGCCACUGAAGCUACACAUUAAGGGAAAUCUGACAUUCCCAUAUCUUCAAAUAAAGUUGUUGAAAUUGCAAUUUUUGCAUGGUCGUUAAAGAAUGUUUUGUGCUUCUGUAGCAGCGGUAUUGUUAUAUAAGUCUCCGGCUUAAUUAAAAGGAAGCAUAAUUCAAAAUAUUUUUUCAAAGCAUUUUCAAGUUAACUGUAACUUUGCUUGCAGCUUGGAUUCCUUGUUACAGUAUGUUUUUUUUAAUAAACAUAAACUUGUGAAUUAAAAAUAAA
Thunnus maccoyii (southern bluefin tuna) is the source of this 4114-nucleotide messenger RNA. RefSeq names its product desmocollin 2 like (gene dsc2l). The transcript has 16 exons. The coding region runs from base 334 to 3036 and encodes 900 amino acids. Gene Ontology annotation, cellular component: plasma membrane; lamellipodium; postsynaptic specialization membrane. The record is from RefSeq and is a predicted model, not a curated record. NCBI's taxonomy places the organism in Eukaryota, Metazoa, Chordata, Actinopteri, Scombriformes, Scombridae. Gene Ontology annotation, biological process: regulation of synaptic transmission, glutamatergic; cell morphogenesis; adherens junction organization. Gene Ontology annotation, molecular function: calcium ion binding; cadherin binding.